CCGGUACGCACGAGGACAACAAAUCGAGCGUCCCCUCGGCGAAAGAAACGGCAAGAAAACACUUCCGGGUGUCUUUGACUCUUCCUCACUUUAACUUGAUAUUUUUUUAACGGAGUUUGGUUUAGUAGUUUGAGACUUUUAAAUAUGAAGAGUUAAUAAAAACAGAGAAGAAGAAGAAAAACUGUCCGUUAGAAGAAGAAGGAAGUUUUUACAGCCCUGAAGGAACGAGGGAGCAGACUGACAGGAGGAAGUAGAAGAAGAUGGAGGUGGUGGAUCAAAGAGGAGGCGUAAACAUGGCGUCCGGCGUCACAGGCGAGGAGGACACCGGUCCGAGGGACGCAAACAGUAACUGCAACCACGGCAACAGCUGUGUCACUUCCUGUCCAGCUGAGGCCGCGCCAGAGGUCCACAUGGAAGUGACGCCCCAGAAAUUAGGACCCGUGGUAGUUCAAGGAAACAACAAGAACCCGGCCGGUGAGAAGCUGGAGAGGGUCCGCAAGUGGAGCGUCACCACCUACAAGUGCACCCGGCAGGCGCUGUCGGAGAAGCUCGGGCGGGGCUCUCGUACGGUGGAUCUGGACCUGGAGCCUCGUCUGGAGCUGCUCAAAGACGACCGGCAGCGCUACGACAACGUGACCAAGCUGGCGCAGACGCUGGCCAAUCAGCUCGCUCAGUUCACCGUUACCCAGAAGACCCUGGGGGACGCCUUCACUGAGCUCAGCCUCAAAACACCAACACUGCAUGUGGAGUUUGGUGUGAAUGCAGAGGCUCAGAAGUUUCUGUCAAAGAGCGGCGAGACUCUGACGACGGCCAUUACCGCCUUCACGUUCGACAUGAACACGCUGGUCAACAAAACCAUCGGGGACACCAUGAUCAACGCCAAGCAGUACGAGGCUGCCAGGAUCCAGUACGACGCGUACCGUGUGGACCUGGAGGAGUUGAACCUGGGACCCCGGGACGACAUCACCCUGCCCAAACUGGAGCUGGCCCAGAAAGACUUCCAGAGCCAGAGGGAGCGGUACCAGAAGAUCAGAGACGACCUGUCCGUCAAAGUGAAGCUGCUGGAGGAGAACAAGGUCAAAGUCCUUCACAACCAGCUGUGGCUGCUGCAAAGCGCCGUCGCUGCUCACAGUUUAUCGUGCCAAAGCUUCCUGCAGCAAAACAUCCGGCAGGCCGGCGAACAGCUCACCAGCCCCGGUGUGGACGCCCCGUCCUGGCUGGAGGAGAGUUGACACAACAACAACCACAAUUGUCCUCAUGGCAGGUGUUCGGAUGUUUUGGGAUUAAUGGACGAGAAAUGAUCGGAUGGAUGUGAAUUUUGUGAAUUAGAGGUUGUGUGUUACAGAAACGGGGAGUUCGAUACUUUAGAACUGAUUAGUUUGGAUGUUGCUCCCGCAGGUCUGGAAAGACAAAGUGGAAUCGUAUCACUUUCCUGGUCCGAAGAUGUUGUGGAGAUGAAAACUCUCCAUAAUGUUCAUUAUUUUGAUCUCUUGACAUUAUAUUUAGGGUCCGUACUAUACUUGCAUCACAGACAGUACUUGACCUGUUUUACAGACACGUACACACCCUUUCUGGUUUUAUUUCCUCUGUCUCAGUGUGUUGGGGAGUAAAUCUAUAAUCCUCUGUGAGGCACUAAGCCUUCCUUUGAACUUUAGAAAUCCAAAAUCCACUGCAGUCAGAAACUCACAGUGACUGAAAGUGCCUCGACACCACUGCAGGAAAACAUCUUCUCUGUUCCACAGUGGCCGGUAGGAUCCACAGUGGCCGGUAGCAUCCACAGUGGCCUGUAGGAGUGGCCGGUAGGAUCCACAGUGGCCUGUAGGAUCCACAGUGGCCUGUAGGAUCCACAGUGGCCUGUAGGAUCCACAGUGGCCUGUAGGAGUGGCCUGUAGGAUCCACAGUGGCCGGUAGCAUCCACAGUGGCCUGUAGGAUCCACAGUGGCCGGUAGGAUCCACAGUGGCCUGUAGGAUCCACAGUGGCCUGUAGGAUCCACAGUGGCCUGUAGGAUCCACAGUGGCCUGUAGGAUCCACAGUGGCCUGUAGGCAUCCACAGUGGCCUGUAGGAUCCACAGUGGCCUGUAGGAUCCACAGUGGCCGGUAGCAUCCACAGUGGCCUGUAGGAUCCACAGUGGCCUGUAGGAUCCACAGUGGCCUGUAGGCAUCCACAGUGGCCGGUAGCAUCCACAGUGGCCUGUAGGAUCCACAGUGGUCCUGUAGGCAUCCACAGUGGCCUGUAGGAUCCACAGUGGCCGGUAGGAUCCACAGCGUGCACCAGCUUCAGGAUCUGAUUCCGCUAGUUAACGUUAACGUUAGCUCAAAAUGAAACGUGGCUGUUCUCGGGUUAAUGUGCUCUCUGCAAGUUUGUGUUUGUUGUUGGCAAAAUAUUAUUUGUUCUGUAAAAGAAGCACAAAUCUUAAGGCUCGUACAAACUCUGCGUCCGUGGACCGCGGAGGUUGUACUACAGUUUCCACGUUGGUUUGGCGUUCCUUGAUGCACAUUUAUGGAUUCACACUCCACGUUACGUUUGGAUUUCAACGCCCUUUGUCUGUGUUUGUAUUCCUUUUUAAAGAUGAGUUAUAUUCAUGUUGGUAACGACGACACCUCCUCACACAGCCUCUCUUCAAAACAAGCAUUCAGUUUGUUUCCUUCUUCUUCUUCUUCUUCUGGGCAAACAGAAGUGCAUACGCCACCAACUGUGGAAAGAACCAGGACCGUGCUCACGGGCGCUUGCUACAUGUCCACGCGGACACACCAAAGCUUUGACUUGGCGUUUACUGUUGUGCUGUAGAAUCUCUGCCUUCUCGAAGCCCAAAGAAAGUACUAAUGUAAUAUUUUAAUAACUUUAAACCUUUGCCACAAAUAUUGAAAGCUGAAUCUAAAUGAAUUUGAUGAGGAACUCCACAGAGGAAAGAUUAGCUGGAUGCUAACUUCAUUUAUCAGCCAAAGAUUUAGUUUUAGCAGAAUCUUUCUGGUUGGCUGCCGAACAUUUCCUGCUCUGGUUUACGCAACGGGAAGCUCGACGACGUGUAAAUAAUCUGCAACGAGCCAAAAUACUGACGCAGUAUGUCGACGACGUCGUCUUAUUCGUUGGUGAAGAAAGGUUCGUUUUAGCCGAUCAGGCAGUAACCAAAGUUUUGGUGUUUAUUUCUUGUCUGUCUGACAGAACUGUGAUAUAAUUAUUUUAUUAAGAUUAAACCUCAACCAUGACUUCCUAAACAUCAUGAUGAACUCCACCACCCACAGCUGUUGGUUCUUCUUAACGUACUUCACUUACAUUCCACUUUACAGACAGCUAAUGUUCAUUUGAACAGUUUCAUCUGUUACUAUUGUCGUCCAUUUCUUCUCUUGUUCAUCGAUGAGGAAAGGUUUCCAACAUCCUUCAUCAGCAGCCAAUUUAGUAGCCAAUGAAGUUUAGUGUUGAACGUUAGCCAUGAAAUACUACAUUGUGAAAAGCUUGAGCGAGUUCCGUCAGUUUAGAUGCAAAUACUAAAUGAUUUGCUACUUUCUGCACGUUUCUUUCUUUUGAUUGACCAACACGUUGCUCUCCUGUUCAUCCCGACACAACAGAGACAUUCGAUUCAUGGAGAACGUUGCUGUUAUGUUGUCCUGAAUGUCCUCGCACUCUUUGCACACGAUCAGAAGCCCGAAAUGUUUCGUACGAUACUGAACGAGGAGGUGAAUUUACUCCUUUCAUGAAUGUUGUUUGUUUGUGUCUCUGUACCUCAGUCCCGACGACAACAAUGCAAUAAUGCCUUAGUGAUAUGUAAACUGCUCAUGACUUUGCUUCCUCGUAGUCUAAAGAACAACCGUCCCACCGGAAGCAAACAACGUAUUAAAGGGAAAUUCCACUCAAUUUGACAAUGGGGGGGGGAAAGCUUCAACUUACAGUGUUGUUAAAUUGUGAAACAGCACAGCAGGGUUGGGUUGUACGUCCCAACAUACUGUAACUCAGAUUCAGUUGGUUUUCCUCCAACACACGGAUCUCAUGCUCGUAACAAACGUGAAGAGUAGAGAAGAAGAGAGACUUCAUUUUAUUUCAUUUAUAAAAGGACCAACAUUUACAUAAAUGAUGUCAAAUUGUUUAAAUCUUGUUGGAAAUGUUUCUUUGUAAUUGCCAAAUAAAUCUAUUGAAAGAAA
Molecule: messenger RNA, 4138 nt
Organism: Cottoperca gobio
Lineage: Eukaryota; Metazoa; Chordata; Actinopteri; Perciformes; Bovichtidae
Product: arfaptin-1-like
Exons: 9
Coding region: 261-1232 (323 amino acids)
Biological process (GO): regulation of Arp2/3 complex-mediated actin nucleation; intracellular protein transport
Cellular component (GO): trans-Golgi network membrane
Molecular function (GO): protein domain specific binding; phospholipid binding
Source: RefSeq, a predicted model, not a curated record